UUUAAUCCAACAACAACAAAUAUUAUAUUUAUAAACACUUUGAAACAAUAAUAAAUCAACAAGUGGCUUAGUGAGAAGUGCCUUUGAUUACAGUGCUAGUGCCUAAACAGAAGAAGACAAUUUUGCAUUUAUGCAUAUGAAUCCGCAUCAUCUCUGAAACGAUUCGUUUAAACGACGCAAGAAUGCCACGAUUAUCUGUCCUGACCCCCUACAACGGAAGGAGUUCUUCGCCCCCGAGAUCCCCGACGAUAUCGCCGUCGAGUAGUCCUCAAGCCGGGGUGUCCUCGAGGAGUGCGAGUCCUUCAUCGCCCAGGUCGCCCUUACCCAAUUCCAGAUACAGCGCGUUCUCUUUAGUCUCUCCCAGAUAUCUGCAUCCCAAAGACUACAUUUCUAUGAGAGAAAUGGGAGCAUUAAUGUACAAUAACCCUCUAGUCCCAGUCGCCUAUCCGCCUUACAUGUGGCCUCAUUUACCAGGACUCUUUCUGCCUUAUUCACAUGUCAACAGACCGGAAUCCCUUAGUCCGGAUCGAGCGACAGUCAUUGAACAAGGAUGCACUCCAGAAAAAUCUAAAGCUGACGAAGAUGCGCCGUUGAAUUUGUCUAUGAAAGGAAGAUCGAGGUCCCAAAGCAUAUGGUCUCCUGGGAGUUUGUGCGAGCAGGAGAUGAAAAUAAUUAGCAUGAGACCGGACUCGAGCCUUGAGGGAUCGGUUAUUAGGCACGGCAGGCAGACGACGGACACGAGGUGGUCGUGGGACGCCGACAAAGAUGGACAGACCAAAGUGCCGACGAUAGGACCUUCCGGUGAAAAGUCUUUUACGUGUCAACAAUGCGGAAAGUCUUUCAAGAGGUCUUCGACAUUGUCCACCCAUCUGCUGAUCCACUCGGACACGAGGCCUUAUCCGUGCCAGUUCUGCGGCAAACGUUUCCAUCAGAAAUCGGACAUGAAGAAGCACACCUACAUCCAUACCGGUGAAAAACCGCACAAGUGCGUCGUCUGCUCGAAGGCUUUCAGCCAAUCAUCGAACCUGAUUACGCACAUGAGGAAACACACCGGAUACAAACCCUUUUCCUGCGGUCUGUGCGAGAAGGCGUUCCAAAGGAAAGUCGAUCUUAGGAGACAUCGGGAAUCCCAGCAUCCAACUGCAGGUCCAGACACGAUCAUCGUCAACACCUACAGACCCACGGAAGUCUGCAAGAGCGAUGAGUACAUGCAGACCGACGAGGUGAAACAGGAAGUGACGAGCAGUAGUUAAAUAGUCAAAUAAAAUGUAACAACAACAAAUCAACCAUUGUGCCAUCAAUCCAAUGUGAAUCGUGUGCCAUUGGUAUGAAGAAUAAUAAAUGAAAAAUAAUACUAAAAAGUAUCGUCGAAACCGUCCAAAUGUGAUGUGAUCCCGUCCAAUUUGUUAUUUGUUUGUGAGAUGAAGAAAAUGGAUCAUCGAUUAGUAAGUUAGGUGUAUAUUUAUUUAUAAGAUAACCAAAGUUACG
Nicrophorus vespilloides is the source of this 1488-nucleotide messenger RNA. RefSeq names its product zinc finger protein 626-like (gene sens). Bases 183 to 1253 code for a protein of 356 amino acids. The transcript is spliced from 6 exons. The record is from RefSeq and is a predicted model, not a curated record. Lineage: Eukaryota; Metazoa; Arthropoda; Insecta; Coleoptera; Silphidae. Gene Ontology annotation, cellular component: nucleus.